Molecule: messenger RNA, 442 nt
Organism: Mesitornis unicolor (brown roatelo)
Lineage: Eukaryota; Metazoa; Chordata; Aves; Mesitornithiformes; Mesitornithidae
Gene: DTD2
Product: D-tyrosyl-tRNA deacylase 2 (putative)
Exons: 3
Biological process (GO): tRNA metabolic process
Cellular component (GO): cytoplasm
Molecular function (GO): D-tyrosyl-tRNA(Tyr) deacylase activity
Source: RefSeq, a predicted model, not a curated record
UGGAAAUGUCAAAGAACAGUUUAUAAAAAUCCAGAGAGGGCUUGUUAUCUACAUAUGCUUCUUCAAAGGUGCUGAUGAGGAUCUUGUUCCAAAAAUAGUCAAUAUGCUGCUGAAUGUUAAAUUAAGUGAAAAUGAAAGCGGCGAGUACUUUUCUGUUCUGGAUUUACCAGGCGAUGUGCUAAUUAUACCACAGGCUACCUUGGGUGGUAAACUGAAGGGAAGAAAGAUGCAGUACCAUGCAAACAUUGAAAAAGAAAAAGGGCUGGAACUUUAUUCUCAGUUUGUGACUUUGUGUGAAAAAGAACUGGCUGCCAAUGCCAAAUGCGUGGAAGCAGGUGUUCUUGUCAAGCACGGCACGUAUGGAAACAGGCAGGUGUUCAAACUGGACACAAACGGACCUUACACUCAUCUGAUUGAAUUUUGAAAAGAAGACAUUAUAUCC